CACUAACCCUAAAAAGCAGAGGAUGGAUUCCUAACUUCAUUCGCAAAAAUAGCUCACCGAGAUCAGACGAGAGAAAACAGACCCGACGGCGGGCGAACUUCAGAUCUGUCUCAGUAGUUUGCGAAGUGAGUUAAUGUUUUACAUGUUGAGUAAAAAGUUUUCAUCUACAGAGGCGGAUGGGUGACUGCCAUUCUCGGCGCUUCCAUGUGAGAAGACGAUGAAGAAUUACAACAGCAGUCCUCGUCUAAACAACCAGACCGCGAAUCACAGCCGAGAGAGAAACAACAGGAAGGGGUUUUGGUUAUCGACUCUCGGGCUUCGCUUCUCUCUGCGCGAUUAUGCUUACUGUAUGGCCACCCUGCUGCUCUUCUGCCUGGGUUCACUCUUUUAUCAGCUGAACGGAGGACCCCCUAAAGUCCUGCUGGAAAUCAGGCAGUACCUCGGAGAAUCCACUUUUGUUGAUGACCACGGACCACCUGCACCGAGGGUGCUGCCAUUUCCAAGUCAGGUGAUCUAUAACAGGGUGGGAAAGUGUGGAAGUCGGACAGUGGUUCUACUGCUGAGGAUUCUAGCAGAAAAGCACCAGUUUAACCUUGUCUCUUCUGACAUUCAUAACAAAACCAGACUCACAAAGCAUGAGCAGGUCAGUGGAUGGGUGGAUUUAAUGAGGAACAUCAGCACCAUUCCUCAGCCUUUUCUGUACACGAGACACGUUCACUUUCUCAAUUUCACAAGGUUCAGGAUAGAUCAGCCUGUAUAUAUAAACAUCAUCAGGGAUCCCAUUAACCGUUUCCUUUCCAAUUACUUUUUCCGACGUUUUGGGGACUGGAGAGGAGAGCAGAAUCAUUUGAUCCGUACGCCCCAGAUGAAAGAUGAUGAGCGAUAUCUGGAUAUUAAUGUUUGCAUUAUGGAGAACUACCCAGAAUGCUCUAAUCCACGCCUGUUCUACAUUGUGCCAUACUUUUGUGGACAGCAUCCUCAGUGCAGAGAACCAGGUGUUUGGGCUGUGGAGAGGGCCAAACAAAAUGUUGUGGAGAACUUUCUCCUCGUGGGGAUUUUGGAGGAGUUGGAGGAUGUAUUGCUUCUGUUGGAGAGACUCCUACCUCACUACUUUAGUGAUGUCCUAACCAUCUACAAAAGUCCAGCAUUCUGGAAGAUGGGGAAUCUUACAGGAACUGUAAAGAAGCACAUGCCCAGUUUCGAGGCCCUGCAGGUGCUUUACCAAAGAAUGAAGUACGAGUACGAUUUCUACAACUUCAUUCGUGACCAGUUCCAUCUCACCAAGAGAAAGAUCGGCCUCAAAUCCACCUCACAGACCUCCGCUCAUGAACCUGACUUUCUUCGUGAUCUUGCCCUCAGAACCCAUGAACCUUUGGAAGAGGAGGAGGAGGAGGAGGAGGAGGAAGAGGAGGAAGAAGAGGAAGUGGGGGAAGAGGAUGGGAACAUUUGGUUGGUUCAGCCUUGAGCAUAGCUUUGUAUGUGAAGGCAUGGCAGAUAUCUCAUAAACUUGAUAUCUGUAUCCAAUCAGAAGGUUGAGCCAACAUUCCCAGUGGACAGUUGGGUGUGUAAUUGUGAUUCCCGUGUUUUCUACGGGACGGCCCUCUGAGACAUUCUGCUCUCUCAAGAGGAGCACAAGAGGGUCUGAAUAGUUAUAUUUAAGGAACUGAAAAUUAAGGCAAAUUUUGUACUGUUCAUAUGUUUAUCAAAGAAAGCUGUUACAGAGUUGUGGUCAUUUCCUGGUGAGAUGAUAUGAGAUUGGGAUUACAGGGAUGUUGCUGAAAGAAAUAACUAUGGUAUACUGUAGAGUUAUCUAUGUAUGAACCAGUUUCACUCCAGGCACUAUUUCUGUAAACCUUUGUGAAAAUUAUUUUAUUGUACAGUAUGGCCUCAUACAUGGAACCUGGGUGAUCUCAGUCUACACACAUGAACUGAAGACACAUUGUCCCACUUACACACACAAAUACAGUCACAGAAUGCGCAAUGGACCUCAAACACCUUUAUGAGUGAAAGUGCCAAACUCCAAAAGUGCCAGAUAUCACUGCAUUACUGCUGUUUGCUGUAACCACCCUAAUAGAGAGUAUGCAUUGAUGUCACUUUCCCACGUGAACAUGCUGGGACAUGCCCCCUUGAGUACAGGACACGCUCCCUUAAAGUCCCAGUGAAAUAAAAAAUAACUGCCUAUUUUUUCAUUAAAUAUUGCAGCGUUAUUGUAAAUAGUUUAUCAAUGUGGGUCAUUCUCUUUUUAAAAUUUGUGUGCCCUCAAAAUCUUUAGUUAAAAUCUGAAAAUGCACUUCCUUCCUGUAAUGACUAUCCAUCUCAAAUGACAUAUGUUAGACUGCUUGCGCAGAGCAUCCGUUAACUCCUCCCCUUCAACUGUCAGUCUGCUGCCAGUUCCAUUUCUAAAUGCAACAGCUGUUUUUGUACAUCCAAUCAAAUCGCAGAGAAAGACGAAAGUCACGGCCACUAUUUUUCUCAUUAGAAAUUCCAUUUCACUCAGAAAUGCGUCAAAAUGCAGAAGUAAAACGAUCGCAACCUCUGGUUCAUGGGGACUUCAAGCAGCAAAACACGCAGCAAAAUGGCUGCUUUCAAUAGGAGAAACAAAGAAACGGUAACUAAAACACGCUAUUAUGUGCUGAAAUUAAAAACAGUUUGACUCGACAGUGAUCCUUACGACUUACAAAGGAACCGGGUGUCCUUGGACACUGAAAUGUUGUGCGGAAUUGCGUUUCCUGAUAUUGUAAGCAGCCAUUUUGCUUAGUGUUUUGCCACUCAAGGGAGUGUGUUUUGGCGUGUUCACGUGGGAAAGUGAGGUCACGUGCAUAGUAUACCCUCUAUUAACUCAAGCCACAAAUCAGAUCCGAUCAUUGCCCACUCCCCCUGGAUCAAGAAACCUCCUGCAACUCUGUGCCACAAUCUCAAUGCUAAUUUUUUUGGGAAGGAUCUUUCGAACAUAUUGUACAAUAACCUUAACCCUUCUGAAUGUCAGGAUGUUUAUGUCAAAUGAAGCACACUUGAAGGUUUGAGAUGGAUGUUAAACAUUUUCUGUACCUUGUCAGUAUUUCUCUUCUGCAUAUAAUAGGGCCCCAAAUUUUUCCCAUUAGGUACAUAAUCUGCGAAGGAAAAAAUAAUACCUAAAUGUCUGUCAUUAAGUCACCCUCGUGUAAUGUUGUAAUAUGUUACUUUUUCCAGUCGAAGCCAACGGGGAAUCAAUUAUGAACCUCUUUGUCAUAUAAAGCACAGUUCAUAGUUAUUGAUAUAUGUGACCUUGUCUGUGAAAUCUAGACUCAAGUCUCAUGAUCAGCCAUUAAUUUGACUCAGUCAAUAUUAAAGAUAUAAAUUAUAUAUUUUCACAGAAUGUUCUUGACAUUAUGUAGAAUGAUUUAUGUAAAAAACAGACAGGGUCACAUAUGAAUGAUUUUCAUAAUUGUGACUCAAAUUCAGUUUUCUUCUACACAUAGAGCUAUAUUGAAUGGCACCUGAAGUCUUAGAAACUAUGACACACAAGUCAUAUUGACUACUUAGUGCCUUUAUCCUGUUUGGGGAAAAGGGUUCUAAAAAUGUAUAUGAUGAGUGCAUCAAAAAUAAACACACAAAUAAAUUAUUUUGAUGAUAAGGGGAAAAUGUGCGUGCUCAAUUCAAUGCUGUCAGAGAGGAGAGGAGAAAGGGUUUAACACAAAUGUGAAAAUUUGAAGAAUUUCUUAAGAAGUUCCUCAAGAAGACCCCAUUUAUGUCUAAAUGACUGAUAUGCUCAACAGAUCACCACAAAUCCACAAGGUUCUUCAAGUGUUUUAUUGCUGCUUGGUCCACCAUUUAAGAUCAGUCUACCUGUGCAUUUAUAUAUCAGUAAAGCAACUAAAUACAUUUUUAUACCUACAAGCUCUCCCAGAUUACCAUUUAAACUUGCCAGUAAAAUAUACAGAUGUAUCUAUACUUUUGUGUUCAAGGUGGAUUUUUAUAUUGUUUAAUUUAUUGGACAGUAUUACGGUUGAUGAUUGCAUUCCAUGUACAAUUCUCAGGAAAAAGAUCAGAUAUAUUUUUGUGUUUCGGCAUCUAACAGCUGGCAAAUACUUAAAACAUCGGAUACUUGCAGGUUAUUUAAACAGCUGCAUUGGCUCUUUCAGAUACAAAAACUGAAUAAAUAGCUAACAUUUUAAAUUAACCGCACCUUUACUGGAAACUCAAAAUAA
Messenger RNA from Triplophysa rosa, 4187 nucleotides. It is a transcript of the gene usta, whose product is annotated as uronyl 2-sulfotransferase a. Gene Ontology annotation, molecular function: sulfotransferase activity. The record is from RefSeq and is a predicted model, not a curated record. Gene Ontology annotation, cellular component: membrane. NCBI's taxonomy places the organism in Eukaryota, Metazoa, Chordata, Actinopteri, Cypriniformes, Nemacheilidae. Bases 218 to 1465 code for a protein of 415 amino acids. The transcript is spliced from 8 exons.